This is a messenger RNA of Sorex fumeus (smoky shrew), 890 nucleotides long. It is a transcript of the gene CELA3B, whose product is annotated as chymotrypsin like elastase 3B. Gene Ontology annotation, molecular function: serine-type endopeptidase activity. The transcript has 8 exons. The record is from RefSeq and is a predicted model, not a curated record. The coding region runs from base 11 to 820 and encodes 269 amino acids. NCBI's taxonomy places the organism in Eukaryota, Metazoa, Chordata, Mammalia, Eulipotyphla, Soricidae. Gene Ontology annotation, biological process: proteolysis.
GCCUUCCACGAUGCUCCGACUGCUGACUUCCCUCCUUCUUGUGGCCCUUGCCUCCGGCUGUGGCAGGCCUGCCUUCCAGCCCGCAGCCCGUGUUGUGAAUGGUGAGGACGCAGUUCCCUACAGCUGGCCCUGGCAGAUUUCCCUGCAGUAUGAGAAGAACGGACAGUUCCACCACACCUGUGGUGGCAGCCUCAUUGCCCCCGACUGGGUCAUGACUGCCGGCCACUGCAUCUCGAGCUCCCUGACCUACCAGGUGGUCCUGGGCGAGUAUGACCGGGCUGAGAACGAAGGCCCCGAGCAGGUGAUUCCCAUCAACUCUAAGGACCUCUUCGUGCACCCCCUCUGGAACCCCAACUGUGUGGCCUGCGGCAAUGACAUCGCCCUCAUCAAGCUCUCUCGCAGCGCCCAGCUGAGCGACAGGGUCCAGCUUGCCUGCCUGCCCCCCGCCGGUGACAUCCUGCCCAACGAUUCCCCUUGCUACAUCAGCGGCUGGGGCCGUCUCUACACUGGCGGACCUCUCCCCGACAAGCUCCAGCAGGCUCUGCUGCCCUCCGUGGAAUACUCUACCUGUAGCAAGUGGGACUGGUGGGGCCCCUCCCUGAAGGACACCAUGGUCUGCGCUGGUGGUGACGUCCGCUCUGGCUGCAACGGUGACUCCGGAGGACCCCUCAACUGCCCCGUUGGUGACGGCUCCUGGCAGGUCCAUGGUGUGACCAGCUUCGUGUCUGCCUUUGGCUGCAACACCCGCAAGAAGCCCACCGUGUUCACACGUGUGUCUGCCUUCAACGACUGGAUCCAGGAGACAAUGGCAAACAACUAAAACCCAGACCUGAAUGGCAGUGCCCACUCAUAAGCUUUGCAAAAAAUAAACAUCUCUUAGAAAACCUCAA